AUGCUGACCCCGCCGUCUAGAGGAUUUCUCAAGGUCCUGUCACUAAUGUGGACUGGUCUCGUCCACAUUUUCCCGGACGACCUCGACGCCCGGCUAGAUGCCUGGGUGUUCCCCGGUGGACGACCGUCUAUAUUCUCUCACUGGUCCACUCACGGGGUCACUCCCGUGCAAUGUCACUCACACAAUGACUACUGGCGGCCCGUCCCUUUCUUCUCAGCCAUCAAAGCGGGCUGCAUCGGUGUCGAGGCGGACAUUUGGCUCUCCGGAGGGGAUCUUCUCGUCGGACAUAACCGCUUCACAUUACACCACGCCGCUACACUGCGCAGCCUGUACCUUGAUCCGCUGCUGGAUGUUCUUGAGCGGCAUAACACCCGCUCCAGUCGGCUGCAGCCCGACAGAAAUGAGAAACUAGCGGGUGUGUUUGCUCACGAUCCAUCCCAGACACUCGUUCUUCUCAUCGAUUUCAAAACUGACGGCAACGAUACAUGGCCUUACCUGGUCGACCAGCUUGCUCCGCUGCGUGAGGCAGGCUACCUUUCGCAUUUCGAUGGGGUUGAGAUGGUCCAGCGUCCGGUGACGGUCGUACUCUCGGGAGAUGCCCCUUUCCAUUUGAUUGCGGCGAAUAGCACCUACCGCGACAUAUUUCUCGACGCGCCGUUGGAUAAAUUAGAUCAAAGCACUUCAGAAAACCCACAAGGAAUAUCGGCUGCAGCGGCUGAUUAUAACUAUACAAACAGCUACUACGCCUCCGUCGACUUUCGCAAGACGAUCGGACCGCUAUCCCGGAACCGCUUCUCGCAGGAUCAGCUUGUUCGCGUCCGAGAACAAGUGGCAGCGGCUCAUGACCGCGGCCUCAAAGUCAGGUACUGGGGGACUCCGACGUGGCCGCGGGGCCUGCGGAAUCAUGUCUGGCAUGUUUUGGUUCGGGAGGGGGUGGAUUAUAUCAAUGUGGAUGAUCUGGCUGAGGGGACGAUGCAGGAUUGGAGGAAACACCGCAGUUGGUGGUUGUGA
Messenger RNA from Aspergillus lentulus, 1011 nucleotides. RefSeq names its product altered inheritance of mitochondria protein 6 homolog. Gene Ontology annotation, biological process: lipid metabolic process. The record is from RefSeq and is a predicted model, not a curated record. Lineage: Eukaryota; Fungi; Ascomycota; Eurotiomycetes; Eurotiales; Aspergillaceae. Gene Ontology annotation, molecular function: phosphoric diester hydrolase activity; S-adenosylmethionine-dependent methyltransferase activity.